GAGACCCCGCCCUCCUCGUAAGCUAUCUCUGAUGAUUUUUUUAGACUUUGACUAGCAACACUCUUUCCUUCUUGUUGGUUGCUCUCUUCUUUGACCUGGUUGUUCGGUAUCCCCAACUCUUCAUCUCCUUCCCCCUCUCCUAUCAGCGGGCCUGCCAUGAGGGGGAGAAAAGAAGCUCUGAUCCCGUCUAUCUCCUUGUCUCACUCCCUCAUCUUUGACCUUUCCUUCCUUCUCUUCUUGGCUGCUAUUACAGCUGCUCUUGACAAUAGUCAAAUAAAAGAUUGUGGCAUCACGUCAUCUCUGAAAGCUGAUCCGCAUCCUGAGUUUGCUGAGACGUCUAAUAGUUUGCAGGCUCAGUGGGUCAGCCAAGAUGUUAUUUUAGUAAUUGGUAGCAGUUUAUCUGGUCCUAAUCCAACUAACGUUUGGUUGGGUUCCCGCUCAUCUAAAACUGGUCUGUAUCACUUUGCUAAGCACAAUGGUAUUAAUGAAGCAGUUAACACACAAUCAUUACAGAUAUCACGCAAUGGGUUUAACACAGCUGUCGUAGUAGCCGAGUCACAGAAGACCCUUUACGUUAGUACUAAUGGAGGAAUGGAUUGGUCUAAUCAUAAUCUUCCCGAGUCUUCCUUUAAUCCUUUAACUGACCUCAUGCUCAGUCCUGUUAAUCCGUCCCACAUGAGUCUGAGGACCAACAAAGGAAACCUAUACUUCUCAUACAAUCAUGGUAAAUCAUGGAAUCGUAUUGGUAAACACGUCCAGCAGGCCACGUUUGUCAACACGACCUCAGAAAACGAGUUCCUUUUCUUCUCCACUAGUUCUCUUAUACCAAAAAUAUUUCCGCUUUAUCGUUAUGACGUGCGGACAAAGAAAAACAAAGAGAUUGACCAGGCUGCCUAUAGAUAUUCCGUUGAUAACAAUUACUUAUAUGUAUCAAGACAGAAUUACACUGGAAGUGCUUCCGACAGCCGUACAAGACGGUUCUACGUGUCGACAGACUUUGACAGAGAUCGUGUGACGUUUAGAGAAGUUCAGCUGCCUGCCGCUGAAUGGGAAGAUUUUGUGUCUGUAAUGGCUACUCAUGAGACUGGAGCCUUCAUACAUAUAUCAAAAGCAAAAGAUAAAGAAAAGGGCCAGUUGUUUGUUUCUGAUAAAAGUGGAGCAAUUUUUACUCUGUCACUUGACAAUCACAUGCUUCAACGUGUCUCAAUAGCUUACGUUAGUAUCCUUGCCUUUGAUGACUUCUAUGAAGUUAAGUCAAUGAGGGGAGUCUACAUAUCAACUGUUGUUGAAUCAGGGAAUCAUUAUUCCGUCAUAACGUUUAACAAUGGAGCCAGCUGGCAGAGGAUCAGUCCACCACCUGGCACUAAUUGUUUGUUGUCAAGUGGUUGCUCAUUGCAUCUUCACAUGUCCUACUCACAGGCGGUUAAUGCUAGUUUUAAAAAUGGACCAUUGUCAGUCUCCAGUGCUGUAGGAGUCAUCAUAGCUCAGGGAUCUAUUGGAAAAACAAGAAGUUACAAUCCGUCUGAUUCGAGAGUUUUUAUAUCAGACGAUGGAGGGUAUACAUGGAAGAUGCAUAGCAAUUUGACUGGUACCUAUUCCUAUGGGAUUGCUAAUCAUGGAAACAUCAUUGCUGCAGUCCCUGAUCACCAAUUCUCCAGGACGAUAUGGUUUUCUCAUGACAGAGGGGAUUGUUUCAAACCCGAGGAUAUUGACACCACGGGGUCCUUUAAAGUUACCAAAGGACUCCUAAUGGAUCCACUGGGUCUGGGAAUGUUUGCUUUCGCACUGGGUCUGGAAGGAACGGACAUUAAUGACAUGUGGAGACUAAUAGCUAUUGACUUUCAUUCCAUACUGGAUUCACCAUGCCACAGUCAGGACUAUAUGCUGGUGACUGAGCACAAUAUAUCAUCAACCUGUAUUCUCGGAUACAAGAAACAAUUUCACAUCACUAAACCAACAUCAUUCUGUUACAAUGAUGCUGGUUAUAUUCCUGAGAGUAAAGUGAUACGUUGUAACUGUACCUAUACUGACAUGGAAUGUGAUUAUGGGUACAUUAUGAAUCAAAGUACAAAUAAAUGUCUACCAAUCAGUGGAUUCAACUUAUCAUCAGUCUGUCCACCUGGUCACGAUACGUAUCAACAAAGUAUCCACGGGUACAGACUGAUAGCAGGUGAUAAGUGUCUACCAAACGACCAAUCAAAGGAGCUGCUGAAGACCAAGUUAAUCCAGUGUACUGGGCACGAAGCUCCUGGGGGAUAUGUCAUUUCAACAGGAUCUCCAGCAGCAAUGAAAGUGGUUGGUGUGUUAAUAUUUGUCAUUAGUGUUCUCUUAGCUGGUGCUUGUGCUAUUUAUUGUUAUGUCCAUUGCAAGUCAAAAUCACGCAACAAAUUUCAUGAUAGAGUCGUAUAUAAGAGAGUUCCCUUGAAGGAGCCUGGAGUGUCUUCAGGCGGUGAACCGAGUUCUUCGAGUGAUGAUGACUUACUUAAUUAAGACUAAUACAGUAUUAUUAAUAAUAAUAAUAAUAAUAAUAAUAAUAGUAAUCAUGAUUAAUUAUUUUUAAUAGCUUUUAAUAGCAUUCUGUUGAUAAUAAAGUUACAUUUGUUGUUUUCUGUGUAAA
Messenger RNA from Amphimedon queenslandica, 2617 nucleotides. RefSeq names its product sortilin-like. The transcript has 22 exons. Gene Ontology annotation, cellular component: membrane; Golgi apparatus. Gene Ontology annotation, molecular function: protein binding. NCBI's taxonomy places the organism in Eukaryota, Metazoa, Porifera, Demospongiae, Haplosclerida, Niphatidae. The record is from RefSeq and is a predicted model, not a curated record. Gene Ontology annotation, biological process: vesicle organization; Golgi to endosome transport; endocytosis. The coding region runs from base 157 to 2490 and encodes 777 amino acids.